Annulohypoxylon maeteangense is the source of this 1466-nucleotide messenger RNA. Its product is annotated as P-loop containing nucleoside triphosphate hydrolase protein. The transcript has 2 exons. The coding region runs from base 167 to 1336 and encodes 389 amino acids. The record is from RefSeq and is a predicted model, not a curated record. Gene Ontology annotation, molecular function: DNA binding; DNA clamp loader activity; ATP hydrolysis activity. NCBI's taxonomy places the organism in Eukaryota, Fungi, Ascomycota, Sordariomycetes, Xylariales, Hypoxylaceae. Gene Ontology annotation, biological process: DNA repair; DNA-templated DNA replication. Gene Ontology annotation, cellular component: Elg1 RFC-like complex; Rad17 RFC-like complex; Ctf18 RFC-like complex.
AGCAGCUAUCAAGAAUUGUAUCGUGAGCCGAAUACCGAAUUCGUGAACACCGAAACCAUACCCAAAGACUUCGCAUAUUUUUAUAGAUAAAACCCUCAUUAUUAAGCGCUGUUACAAUCUACUAGAAACCUUGCAAGUCUGCAAUCGACGAAGAGCUUUAGACACCAUGUCUGAUUUCGAGGAUGAGAUGGACGUUGAUGUCCCUACAUCUAAUGACAUAAAAUUCUCUUCCGAUAACACGGCUAAGGGAAAGCGUAGUGCUGCAAAUCUACCUGUCGAAGCCGAAGACUCGUUACCAUGGGUUGAGAAAUACCGACCUGUGUCGCUGUCCGACGUUUCGGGUCAUCAAGAUAUCCUAGCUACAAUCAAUAAGUUCGUCGAUACGAAUCGCCUACCUCAUCUCCUUCUUUACGGCCCACCAGGAACAGGUAAAACAUCUACCAUCCUGGCAUUGGCUAGACGAAUCUAUGGAACCGAUAAUAUGCGCCAGAUGGUCUUGGAACUCAAUGCUUCAGAUGACCGAGGUAUCGAUGUUGUGAGAGAACAGAUCAAGACAUUUGCGUCGACAAAACAGAUCUUUACGAUGGGCGGUUCAUCACGUCCGGGUGGCAUGGCAAGCUAUAAGUUGAUCAUACUGGACGAAGCCGAUGCGAUGACCAAUACCGCCCAAAUGGCCUUGCGAAGAAUUAUGGAGAAGUACACUGCGAACACCCGAUUCUGCAUUAUUGCCAACUAUACACACAAACUAUCACCUGCUCUACUAUCCCGAUGUACGCGCUUUAGAUUUAGUCCGUUGAAGGAGAAUGAUAUUCGAGUUUUGGUGGACAAGGUCAUUCUCGAAGAGAGUGUCAAAAUAUCAGGCGAAGCUACAAGUGCUCUGGUCAAGCUAAGCAAAGGCGACAUGCGACGAGCUCUGAACGUACUUCAGGCUUGUCAUGCAUCUAACACCCCGAUACAACCUAAAGAUGCACCGAAAAUACCAGAGAAGGAUAUUGUCAGGGAAAACAUCACGACAGAAACCAUCUACAACUGUAUAGCGGCCCCACCCCCGGAAGCGAUCCAGAAGAUCGCGAGCACGUUGCUUUCGACCAGCGAUGUAACGACAUGUCUCUCGACCAUCAAUACACUGAAAGUGGCGAACGGCCUUGCGUUGGCAGACAUAAUAACUGCCCUAUCGGAACAACUAUCGAGGAUGGAGGUUAAACCUGAAACUAUGAUCCGAUGGCUGGACGGUCUGGCAGAGAUAGAGUAUAGAGUUUCUGCUGGUGGAAGCGAGGCGAUUCAGACCGGUGCUGUGGUCGGCGUAGUACGGGAAGGAUGUGAGCUUAUGGGAUAGGGACUAGACCUGCUUACGACUCCUAAUAUACCAAGCUGAUGAGAUGACCAUUAUCUACAGAGUCUGAUGAUUCUAAUAUGUGACAAAAUGUGUUGCUUUGGUACAAUAUGUACGAUUACAGAAUAUCAAU